Macrobrachium nipponense is the source of this 2252-nucleotide messenger RNA. RefSeq lists its product as uncharacterized. The transcript has 2 exons. The record is from RefSeq and is a predicted model, not a curated record. NCBI's taxonomy places the organism in Eukaryota, Metazoa, Arthropoda, Malacostraca, Decapoda, Palaemonidae. The coding region runs from base 630 to 1133 and encodes 167 amino acids.
GUAUAUCCAACAUUCGGGUAACCUGACUAUCUACGAAUAAAGACUCGCAUUGUGGUGAGUGAGAACUACUAGAGUGUAUUUCGCAGCGAAAGUCCCAGUAAUAAAGUUUGAAAAAAGGGUGGAGGCCAAAUCUGUAGAAACGACUUUCGCGUUACUAGAAAUCUUUCUUGGCCUGGAUUAUGUUUUACGUCAGAAAUGUGAAAUAUCAGUUAAAAUCGUUUAUUCGCUUCCAAUAAGCACAAGGGACACACGGAGAGCGCGUAUCAAGUGCGUGAGGGAAAAGAUAAUAUCAUAUAAAGACAAGAACUAAAAAAGUUAAUGAAAUUCAGUGUUGAUUCCUAACUAAAAACAAGAGGAUUAUUGUUUUAUAUAAAUUAAUUUGUAAGAAGUGAAACCACUGCCGUCAAAAAUAUUUAUGCGCCUGAAAAACUAAUACUUUUGACUCUACAGAAAUUACUUAAGAACUUUUACUGACCAAACUCCCUUCGGGAAGACCUCACACAAGCUACUGACUUUGGAUAGCCUUCUAGCUUCUCGGACAAGCAAAUAUCACCCUUCAGCACACUGGUACCAAUAUCAAAUAGCCUCCCACCCACCCCAAACCUCCCCCCCCCCCCCCCCCGCCCCACAUGGCCCUCAAACAUAACCCGGAGAAAGAUUCCAAAACCUUGGGCAUCAUGACACUUCUACCGAAGCAACGCAUCAACGUGAACACCAGCAGCGUCCCCUCCUGCAAGAAAAUCCUCGUCAUUUUCCUGGCCACCUCGCUCUUUAUCGGCGCCUUCUACGCCUUCAAGCACUACAACGCGAAGGGGCACCAUCAUAGAGCGAAGCACCGAGUGGGAAGGCCCCACCACGUGGGACACGGAUCGGGCACUGACGGCAAGGGCAAGAUCAGGCAAGCAAUCGACGCCAACCUGGAACAGAUCAAGUCCAGGGCGGGCAACAUCUACCUCGACAACGAGGUCGUAGCGCUCAAGAACCAUCAGGAAGUUGUUAAACCCCACGACGAUGACCACGAGGACGACGCCUACGGCGAGGAAGACGAUGACGAAUACGACGACGAUGAUGAUGAAGAUGAUGACGAUGAAGACGAGUACGAGGAUGAGUAUGAGAGACAUAUGUUGCGGUAGCGAGAAGGAGCACAAAACUAAUGACGCUCCAAAGUAAUACUCAAGAGAUAGCAGUUACAUUGAAUGCUGGGGGAGCGUGAAAUCACAGAUCCCGACAAUGAACAAGACUGAACCCCUUGAUAACAAGUUAUUAACAACCCCCCUUGAAAAAGGGACCAUCAGAUACGAGGAUGAUAACAUUUAAGUGCCGGUGUGAAUACAGGAAAGAUACACGAAGAAAGUGAACGAUAAUUAUGUGCAAUGCUCUCGUAUGACUGAACAGAAGGAAAUGGAAAAGACUAACUCAAAAAUUAAUAUCGAGGAAAAUAAACGAAAUAUCAUUAGAAUUAUUCCUGCUGCUAUAUCCAUAACGCCAGUCUCCGGAAAACCAACGUCAUCACCUAUCCAUAUUCUGAAACCGGUUCAAACUUUUUCAACGACUCUUAAAUAUUAUUUUCGUUUUGAAGUAAGUCUGACUCAUACACGAUUCGAUAUAUAUGCAAACUGAUGAGUGAGAUGAACACGAAAUCAAGUGUAGGUACGUAAUAUACCCCGAGUUUAGCUUUGUCUCUUACAGUAUAUUUUUUCUCCACUAUUGUCAUUUAAUGUUUAAACGUGUAAGUAUCUGGAUACGGUUCGUUUACCAGUGUCUUAAGCAAUGAAGAAUGCGACGUCGACAAAUAAGUACUCACACGCAACCGGUUAACAAAAGCCCCGAAGGGAAUUUGUACACUACUGGACCAAUAACUUCAUUCACUUCAAGGAAGUCAUUUCUCAUCAAAGAACUCUUAAGCAAUAACUAAUAGAGUGCCUGUGCCUAUGAGAGUAAGAAUGCUAAAAAUUAAAUUUAUGAAUGCACACGCACAAGCCACUUAGCUUGUCAAAAAAGUAUAUCUUUAGAACACAAUCAUGAACAACCCAUGUUGCUUUGCAUUUAAGAAGUAUAUCUUGACCGCGUGUAUGAAAAAGCCAUUUUACUCUAGAUUUAAAAAUAAGUUCGACAUUUUCAUUACAAGAUGCUACUGUUUGUAUCUGACUGUUAUAAAUACCAGUGAUUCUGUGCCAUUUUAAAAUAGUUAAGUAAAAAUAUUUAACGUUCACAUUUUUUAUUUAUUUAUCACGUUGUCAGUUACUUUGUAA